Messenger RNA from Octopus bimaculoides (California two-spot octopus), 3445 nucleotides. RefSeq names its product pre-rRNA 2'-O-ribose RNA methyltransferase FTSJ3. Gene Ontology annotation, molecular function: rRNA (uridine-2'-O-ribose)-methyltransferase activity; rRNA (guanine) methyltransferase activity. The record is from RefSeq and is a predicted model, not a curated record. Gene Ontology annotation, cellular component: preribosome, large subunit precursor; nucleolus; nucleus. Gene Ontology annotation, biological process: maturation of LSU-rRNA from tricistronic rRNA transcript (SSU-rRNA, 5.8S rRNA, LSU-rRNA); rRNA methylation; maturation of 5.8S rRNA from tricistronic rRNA transcript (SSU-rRNA, 5.8S rRNA, LSU-rRNA). NCBI's taxonomy places the organism in Eukaryota, Metazoa, Mollusca, Cephalopoda, Octopoda, Octopodidae.
UUCGCCCACUGGCCUACCCGUCGUGGUAUGGCAACAUAGAAUGUAACGGCAAAAAUAAAUAUUUUCUUAUAAAAAAUUAUCUCCAUCGUUCAAUCAUAUAACCGUUACAAGUGCUGACCCCGACGUGAUUCGAACACGCAGCCUUACUACCGUUACAAGUGGUGACCCCGAACAAGUGAAUCGCAGCCUUCACAAAUACAUCAACCGUUACAUACUAUAUAUUUUUUGUUGUUUUCCUCUCAUGGUCAUGGAAUAAGUGUGUAUUGAGGAUUUAAAACCUAACUGCUAGAUGCUCAAUCAGAUACCUCAAGUGAACCAUUGCAGCUUUAAGUGAUCAGUCGAUAAACCAAGCAUGAGGAUGUGGCGUGAUAGGGUUUUCUCAAUUAUUCGAAAAUUCGACUUCUUGUUCCCUAUAAAAUCCGUCUUUUUUUUUUUUAGCGCUCAAUCAAUCACAUAUUUGAAGGUAACUGACUAACUCACUGCGGGCAGACAGUCAACGAAACUCUGACGCCACAGAUCCCCUCGAUGAUUUGCGCAGAUGACCGUAUAUUUUUGGACUGACCGCAUAAUGUCACACAGAUAGCCCUACGUAUUUGGAGCAGUUUUCAUCUUCUCAUUCGGCAAUUAUUAAUAUUGUUCAUUGUGAUUAGCUAACAACAAAUAUCAUUAUGUUCCGCAACAAAUAUCAAGUCAAAUGUUCGUGAGCUUGCUUCAGUUAUUAUACACGUAGCCGACGAAAUGUAUCAUCAUAGAUCAACUUAAGCGACAAGCACACUUCGCGACAUUGGUGACAUCCGACGUUCAUUUUGACUUCAAGAAAAGUGAAUCAAGGCAAAACAGAAAAGAUUCGAGAUCAGUUUUAACCACAAAACACUAACUAAAACAUUUCCGUUAACACCCGGAACUUUUUUCUGUGGAAACCUAGUGCUUCACCUAACACCGUCUAUCUUUAUGAUAUAGUGAAGUGAUCUAUUUCACUGACGAAAGAUGGGGAAAAAGGCAAAAGUUGGAAAGGCUCGUAAAGAUCGAUUUUAUCAACUAGCCAAGGAGACAGGUUACAGAGCUCGAUCUGCAUUCAAGCUUAUACAGUUAAACAGAAAAUUUGAGUUUUUACAGAAGUCUCGAGUUGUUGUUGAUUUAUGUGCAGCUCCAGGUGGAUGGUUGCAAGUAUGUGUUGAAAAUACUCCUGUUUCUGCUUUGGUUGUUGGUGUGGACCUUGUGCCAAUCAGACCUAUCCCUCGAACCACGUGUCUACAAAAUGACAUCACCACUGAAAGUUGUCGAGUGGCCAUCAAAAAAGAACUCCAGGACUGGAAAGCUGAUACUGUCCUUAAUGAUGGAGCACCUAAUGUGGGUAAAUCAUGGGUACAUGAUGCUUUUCAGCAAGCCCAGUUAACACUUUCUGCUCUGAGGUUGGCAGUCGGAAUUCUUCGCAAAGGAGGCUGGUUUGUGACAAAGAUAUUUCGUUCGAAAGACUACAACUCACUUAUCUGGGUAUUUAACCAGCUGUUCAAGAAGGUACAUGCCACGAAACCCCAAGCAUCAAGAACUGAGUCUGCUGAGAUCUUUGUGGUGUGUGAGAGCUAUUUGGCACCUGAUAAGCUGGACCCAAAAUUUCUUGAUCCAAAACAUGUUUUCAAAGAAGUUGAGGAUACAAAAGUACUCCUGAAUACAUUUAAGCCAGAACAGAAACAGAGAAACCGAGAAGGUUAUGCUGAUGGACUCACCAAUUUAUACUUCCCCAAAAAUGUAUCAGAGUUCAUUAACAACCAAGAUUAUUUGAAGAUUCUUGCUUCUUGCACAGAGCUAUUGUUUGAUGACCAGUCCAUUUUGGAAGAUCCGCUGACGACAGAGGAAAUAAAGAUGUGUUGUAAGGACAUUCGAGUGCUGGGAAAGAAAGAUAUCAAACGCCUUAUUGGAUGGAGGAAACAAAUUUUAAAACAAAGGGAAACAGACACACCUCAAACUCCAGUAGAAGAGGAGAAGGUUGAUAGUGACGAAGAUGAAGAAAUAAAGCUUCAAGAAUUGCUAGCCACUGCCAAAGAGGAGGAGAGAAAGACAAUUAAGAAACGUCUGAAGAAGAUUCGAGAACAAAAGCUUAAGCUGACACAAAGAAUGGAUAUGAAGAUGGCCUUCCCUGAUGAUGAGAUUGAGCAAAUUGAUGACAUCGGCCUUUUCCAGUUGCAGAAGAUCAAAUCAGAAAAGGGUCUGGAAAAGAUUCAGAAGGGAGAUUUGAGCUUGGCUGAUGAGGAAGAGUUAAUAGAUGAUGAUGACCUUUUCAUUCCUAAAAGGGUUUUAAAGGUGUCUUAUAACCGUGACCCAAUGGAGAGAGAAGAUUACGAUUACAACAUCGAUAGUGAUGAUGGUGAAGAACCAAAGGCUGAUGAUGACGAUGAUGAUAUCAGCAUGGCGGAAUUAUCUGAUGAUGAUGAACUAGAAGGAUUAGAUAGAAAGAAAAAGAAGGUUGAUGAUGGUGAUGAUGGAAUUGAAGAAAAGGAGAAAGAAAAUCCUCUGUUGGUGAGUCUCACUGAGAAGCAGACAACAUCUGAAAAAGUGUCAGAAUGGUUCAGCAAGGAUUCAUUCUCUACUUUGAUUUCAAAAGAAGGGAAGCAAAGUGAUGGAGCCAGUGAGGAUGAAAUUGAUGAUCUUAAAAUGCCUAGCAAAGCAAAGGCACAAAAUAACAAGGAAAGUUUUGAGGUGAUACCUGUGGAUAAUAGUAUUGGUCAGCAGCAAGUAUCUAGCACUGACGACGACGACGACGACGAUGAUGAUGAUGAUGAUGAUGAUGAUGAUGAUGAUGAUGAUAGUGAGGAAGAGGAAGACAACUUAACAGCACAUAAAGCAAAAAAGCGAGUUGCACCAGAAUUGGAUCCAGAAGGUCUUGCCCUUGCUGCUAAGAUGGUACAUUCCAAGAAGCAGCGUCGUGAAAUUAUUGAAUCAGGAUAUCACAAAUUCAUGUAUGAUGACUCCAACUUACCACGUUGGUUCUUGAAAGAAGAAGAAAAACAUGCAAGAAAGAAUGUUCCAGUCACAAAAGCUGAAAUGGAAGAAUACAAAAAGCAGAUGAAAGAAGUUGAUGCUCGGCCUAUAAAGAAGAUUACUGAAGCUAAAAUCAGGAAAAAGCUCAGAAUGACAAAGAAACUGCAGAAGGUUCGAAAGAGGGCAGAGACAAUUACAGACUGUGUGGACACUUCAGAGAGGGAGAAAUGGCUGAAGAUUAAGGAAAUAUACAAGAAAGCUGGUUUGCUGACGAAACAGAAGAAAGAAGUUUCAUAUGUGAUAUCUAAGAAAGGUGGUGGAACAAAGGGGGCAAAACCCAAGGGGCCUUUCAAGGUGGUUGACAGACGAUUAAAGAAGGACAAACGAUCGAUGAAGGCAAAGAAUAAUCAGAAGAAAAAGGGAGGAAAGGGGAAAAAAAAAGUUAAAUAAAAUAUUUGUAUUGUUA